AUGGUAGUGGCCGAAAAGCCGAUACCGAAGAAAGAGAUCGAAGUUCCGGCGUCCGAACCGGAAGCGAUCGAAGAGCCUGCGGUAGAAGUCAAGGAGGAACCGGUUCCUGAGGCGAAGAUCGUGGACGACGCUAUGACGCCGGAUGUUAUGGAAAUGGUCGAAGAGCAAGAACCACAGAUACAAGAGGAGAUUAUACCAGAGCCCAAAGAAACGGAAGUGAAGGUAGCGUUUCCGGAAGUUAAAUUCCCAACGCUGGAAAUUAAGGUUAUACAGCUCGACGAGCACAAGGAUUCCCAGGUCAAAGAGGAAGUCAAGGAACCGGAACCGGAGCCGGAAGUUGAACCGGUGGCGGCUGAAACGAGAACAGAGAAUAUGGAAGAAGAUGAACAGGAGAUGUCUAAAGUUGAGGAGAAGAUCGCAAAUGAACCAGAACCAAUUCAAGAACCGCCGGCUACAGUAGCCGAGGAAGCAGUAGAACCGCCACCAGCAGAACCUCAGCCUGAAGAAGAAGUUGUCCCAGACCCGCAGGACAUACCGCUGCCACCGGAAGUUCAGUCUAAGGAGGACGAAAAAGAAGCUCCAGAAGUAAUUCAACCACUGGAACCACAGCCAGAAGAACCAGCGAAAGUCCCCGAAGAAGUUGUAGAAGAAAAAGAUAAAAAAGAAGAAGAACCCGUCAUGGAAGAGGCCGAGAAGAAACAAGAGGUUCCAGAAGAGAAUGCUGACGAGAAAUUGAUAGAAGAUCAAGAAGGAAGAAGAUGCUGA
Vanessa atalanta (red admiral) is the source of this 765-nucleotide messenger RNA. Its product is annotated as protein TsetseEP-like. The record is from RefSeq and is a predicted model, not a curated record. The coding region runs from base 1 to 765 and encodes 254 amino acids. Lineage: Eukaryota; Metazoa; Arthropoda; Insecta; Lepidoptera; Nymphalidae. The transcript is spliced from 6 exons.